Pipistrellus nathusii (Nathusius's pipistrelle) is the source of this 7773-nucleotide messenger RNA. Lineage: Eukaryota; Metazoa; Chordata; Mammalia; Chiroptera; Vespertilionidae. The record is from the annotation of a GenBank genome assembly.
AUGGAUGGCCGCGACUUCGCGCCGCCGCCGCCGCAUCUGCUGCCGGAGCGCGGGAGCCUGGGCCACCGCAGCGCCGCCGCCGCGCAGCCCGCCGCGCCCUUCCCGCCCGGAAAGUUCUUCCCGCCGCCGCUGCCCAUGGCCUCGCACGCAGCCAGCAGCCGCCUGAUGGGCACCGCCCCGGCCUCCUCCUUCAUGGGCAGCUUCCUCUCCGGCGGCCUGGGCUCCGCCGCCGCCUCGCACCCCAGCGGCCCCGCGCCCGCGCCCGCGGAGCAGGCCUACCGCGGCGCCCACCCGGCCGCCCCCCAGCUCUGGUUCUCCCACUCCCACGAGGCUCCAGGGUACCCCAGAUUUUCGGGGAGCCUGGCAUCCACCUUCCUACCCAUGAGCCACUUGGAUCACCAUGGGAACAGCAACGUUCUCUAUGGACAACACCGUUUCUAUGGAGCCCAGAAAGAUAACUUCUACCUGCGCAACCUGCCCCCGCAGCCCGCGCUGCUGCCCGCCAACCACAGCUUCCCCGCCGUGGCCCGCGCCCCCGCCCGCCCGCUGGGCUCCUGCAGCCGCGACCGGGCCGAGGCGCCCGCCCUGCAGAAGGGCACCAAGGACUUCGACCGCUUCCCGCUGGGCAAGGACAAGGCGGGCAAGGCGCUGGAGGCCAAGGAGCGGGCGCCCGAGGAGGACGGCGCGGGGCACCGGCUGGGGCUGCCCCUGCCCGCCGACGGGCCCUGCCGGGAGGGCGCGGCCCGGGGCGCCUGCGAGGGCCGCCCCAAGCCCCUGGCCUCCUGCCUCCUCAACGCCAAGGUGCUCAACGGCGAGGGCAGCAAGGCCGCGCUGGCCAGCUGUGCGGGCGGCGGGGCGCUGGUGCGGCCCGGCCUGGCCCCCGGGCGCUGCCCCAAGGAGGCGGCGGGGCCCGCGGAGCCAGGGCAGGCCUUCGGCGAGUGCCUGGAGCGGCGGCAGGCACUGCACCACGCGGCCUACACGGUGCCCUCCGGCCUGCCCGCCGGGCCGCCCCCCGCCCUCGGCACGGCCCCCGGCUCCUUCCCCUGCCUGCAGCUGCACGCCGGUCCCGACGGGCUCUGCCCGCUGCAGGACCAGGCCCCCCGGGACCUGAAGGCCGGCGGGCCCACCCUCGUGCCUUCUGGGGGCCACCUGGCCGACAAGGCCCGCUCCUUCCCCGCGGCGGAGGCCUGCGCGGUGGCCGGCGAGGGCAAGGACCGGCACCCGGACGGGGCCCUGGCGCCCGACCACGCCGUGCACUACGGCGUCUCCUACGCCCACGCCAAGGCUGAGCGGCGGCCCGGGGCCUUCGAGGCGGCCCUGAACCCCCGGCGGAAGGGCCUGGAGUACCUGCGCGGCGCCGGCCCCGAGGCCGCCUUCCCCGGGCUCCCCGCGGGCGCGCUGGACAAGGGCGGCUACUUGGAGCUGCCCGCCCCCGCCCAGGACUGCGUGCGGCCGGCCCUCCCGGACCCCGUGGGCGGGAAGGCCGCCCAGGCCUGCUGCACUUUAGACAAGGCCGCUGGCAAGGAGCCACCCCCCGGGCCCCCUGCAGCCCAGAAGGUGGCCCGGGUCCGGCACCAGCAGCACCUGGUGGCCCCCGAGAUGGAGCUGGCGGGCGGCGGGGCCGAUGCCAAGCGCAAGUCCCUGGAGCUGGCCUCUCUGGGCUACGGGGGGCCCCAGCUGUCCCCGUGGGGCGUCCAGUCGGGCCAGGGCACCCCCAUGGCCGUCGGCGAGGAGCGUAAGGCUGGCAGCGGCUACCUGGACCCCUUUGGGGGCCUCCCGCAGGCGGCCCUCCGGCCCCAGGACCUGCCCGCGCCGCCCGACGAGGUCUCGGCCAUGAAGAACCUGCUCAAGUACAGCAACCAGGCGCUGGUCGCCGGGCAGAAGGCGCCCUUCGUGGGCCUGGGCGGCUUCAAGGCCAGCUGCGCCCAGCAGGACGCCAAGUUCCCGGCCGCCAAGGGCCCGGGCCAGGCCGGCGAGGUGGAGAGGCCCGACUGCGCCCGCAGCCGGGAGCACGAGGCCCCGCACGGCGACGGGGAGGUGCGGCAGCCCCCGGUGGGCAUCGCCGUGGCCCUGGCCCGGCAGAAGGACACGGGGAGCCGGCAGGACGUGGCCUACGGCGCCAACCCCGGGCGGCAGAGCCGGGCAGCCCCCGCCCUCAAAGCUGGCGGCGGGGCCCGCUCCGUCCACGCGCUGGACCUGGAGGCCGAGGAGGAGCGGCGCCUGUGCGAGGACCGCCUGGGGCUGGCCGGCCGCGAGCUGCUGCUGCAGGACAACAAGGACCUCAUGGAGUUCAGCCGGAUGCACCCGUCCGGCGGCUGCCCCCGCGACCUGGCCCCUCACCUCAUGCUGGCCGGCGGCUCCUCCCUGCAGAGCAGCCAGCUGGGCGGGGACCCGGCCGCCCACCCCCACCCCGCCCACGCCCCGUGGCUGCCCCGCACCCGCAGCCCCUCCUUGUGGAUGGGGGGCCAUUCCUACGGCCUGGGGCACCCGGCCCUGCACCAGAACCUGCCCCCCGGCUUCCCUGCCUCGGUGCCCAGCUCCAUGCCCUCAGUCUUCCCCCUGCCCCAGGACACCCCCGCCCAGCUGGUCCUCCUGCCCUCCGAGCCCACGCCCCACAGCGCCCCCCACGCGCUAGCCGACGUCAUGGACCAGGCCUCGCUGUGGCCCCCCAUGUACGGGGGCCGGGGCCCCGCCUCCCACAUGCAGCACCCGGGCCAGCUCCCCGUGUACUCGCGGCCCCAGUUCCUGCGGCAGCGGGAGCUCUACGCCCUGCAGCACCCGGCGCAGCACCCGGCUCAGCACCAACAGCCCCAGCCCCCGCCCCCGCCGCGGGCCGCCCAGCUCCAGCGGAGGCCUGGGGACCACCCUCUGGAGCUGGAGGAGCCGGCCCCCGAGAAGGCCCUGAAGUCCACCCACAAGCCAGUUGCCUUAACCCCCUCGGCCAAGGGCGCCCCCUCGCCCGCCGCCGCAGGCUCCGCCAGGCUGCCCCCCUGCUGCCACUCGCCCAGCUCGAAGCCCCCCGCCAGCUGCCCCCCGCUGCUGCCACAGCCCGGCGCCCCCUGCACUUUAUCCGCCUGCCCUGGCGGCAGCCCCAGGCCCGGCGCCCGGCUGCCCCGCACGGAGGACAGGAGCGGGGAGGGCCGGCCGGUGGGAGCCAACCUCAGCACGGCGGAGCCAGAGCUGCCUCCUGGACACACGUGCCCUGCAGCCGGCUCGGGCUUCUCCCUGCCCCCCCGCGUGCACUCAUCGGACCUCGUGGACGCCAAAACUAUGCAAAGCCCCGCCCCCCGGGCCCCGCCGGCGCCCUCCGGGAUGCCCGCGUCUGGGGAGCCCUCCUGCCGCAGCCCCCGCAGCCUGGAGGAGCCCGGGCUGCCCUUGGGGGCCAGGGAAGACCCCCAGAACCUUGCUGCUGCCCCCCACCCUGCCGAGCGGGGCCCCCCAGGGAAGGCAGUGGACCCCAGCCCGCUGGAGGGGCUGCAGGAACUGCGAUGCGUGGCCCUCCUCCAGGGAGGGGGCCCCGAAGCUACUGGCCCGGCUCAUUCUACUCAGGGAGGGGCCCCCGGGAAGAGGACCACAGGGGCGGGGAGCGAGGAGGGGGCGCCAGGGCCCUCACGGGGGGCCGGCCCCCCGGCCCCGGAGCCACAGGCGGGGAGCCCCCGGGCCCCGGACCGGGACCAGCGGGAUGCAUGGCCGGCGCCCGGGGAGGCGGGCCCCGCAGAGGAGGCCCUGUCUGAGGAGGACGGACUGGAGGAAGGAGAGGAAGAGGGGGGCUGGGGGGUGCCCCCCGACCACGGCCGCCUGCCCCGGGCGCUGCUGGGCCUGGACGCUCUGGUGGCAGCCACCAUCGACCUCGGGGACUUGCCUGGCCCAGGCCCGCCAGGCCCUCAGCCCCCCGUGCCCCCCAGCUCAGGGAUCCCCGGCCUCGCCCUGCUCGGCGAGCUGGCCGACCUGGACCUCCAGCCUCCACAGCGCGAGCCCGCCCUGCCAGAGGAGGAGGCCGUGCUGACCUUCAACCUGCAGCGCCUGGCCACGCUGGCCUCGGCCUGGUCCCUGCUGGAGGCCACCGGCCGGGGCAGCCCUCGCCCCGCAGCUCCGCCCCCUGCCACCGGCCCCCGCGGGGCCCCCACGCUCACCCCCCGAAUGCAGAUCCUCCAGCGCAAGGACACCUGGACCCCCAAGACCAAGCCUGUGUGCCCCCUGAAGGCCGCCAUCGACCGGCUGGACACGCAGGAGGUAGAGCUGCGCGUGCGGCUGGCGGAGCUGCAGAGGCGCUACAAGGAGAAGCAGCGGGAGCUGGCCCGCCUGCAGCGCCGGCGCGACCACGAGAGGGACGACAGCUCUCGGAGCCCGGCGCGGCGAGGGCCCGGCCGGCCUCGGAAGCGGAAAUACUCGGGCCUGCUGCCCGCCCUGCGUCCGGGGGGCCAGCUGCCCAGGACCGACAUCAAGAAAGUCAAGGCGGUGCGGUCCAGCCUGAGCCUGCUGUGCGCCGAGCUCCGGGGCGACGAGGAGCCGGGCAAGAAGCGGAGCCGCCUGGAGAAGGGCGUCUACCUGGGCCUGCAGCCUGGCUCCACGGACAAGGUCCGGGCCGAGAGGAGCCGCGCGCAGGGCGAGCUGGCGGCCAGCGUGGCCCACAAGGUGGCCCAGCUGAAGCCCAAGGUGAAGAGCAAGGGGCUGCCCGCCGGCCUGGGCCCGUUCCCCGGGGGCCGCGUCGGGAAGAAGCUGUCCCGGAGCAAGAGCGCCGCGGCGGCCCGACACCCCGCGCCCGGCCCCGGGGAGCCGCCCAGGUUCCCGGCCCCGCCCGCAGGGGCCUCGGCGCACGAGGCAGGCAAUGGCUCCGACGCUGAGAGCUUCGAGGGCUUCCUGGGGACAGAAGUGCCCCCCAAGGAGCCGGGACCUGCCCUGCACGCCGGGGCCCCCGUGGCCAUGCUGGGGCCCUCGCCCUCCUCCGUGGUCAAGAUGGAGGCCAACCAGAAGGCCAAGAAGAAGAAGGAGCGGCAGGGCUUGCUGGGGGCCUGCCGCCUGUCCAGCCCCGAGAGCGAGGUCAAGAUCAAGAGGCGGACGGCCAAGGCCAAGGCGGGCACCGCUCUGGAGCGGGCUCCGGGCCGCCGGCUGCCCAGCGCCCCUGGCAAGAAGAAGGCCCGUGGCAAGGCCAAGGGCGGCCUGCGGGCCGAGCCGGGGGCCACCGGCAGGGACACCCUCUUCGGCCCCGCCCGCGCCUUCCCCUGCCCCGAGGGCGGCCCCCUGGCCAGCGAGCGCCUCAAGAGGGCCACACGCAAGAGCACCAUGCUCCAGCCCGGGCUGCGGCGCAGGAACGGGGCCCUGCCCCUGGCCCUGUCGCCCCGCAAUGCCAAGGCCGUCCUGGGGAAGGGCAGGAAGGCGGGCAGGACCAGCAAGGCCGUCGGCAAACAGGGCAAGGGCCACGCGGUGAGCCGGCUGCUGCACGGCUUCUCUGUGGACGAGGACUUUGAGUUCGCCGACAGCAGCAGCUUCUCGGAGGGGGAGGACGACGAGGAGGCCAGUGGGCCCCUGAGCGCCGAGCAGAGCGCAGCCCUGGCGCGCUCCUGCACCAUCCACAAGGAGGACCUGCAGGACGGGCUGCCGGUGCUCAUCCCCAAGGAGGACAGCCUGCUGUACGCGGGCAGCGUGCGGAGCCUGCAGCCCCCGGACAUCUACAGCAUCGUCAUCGAGGGCGAGAGAGGCAACCGGCAGAGGAUCUACUCCCUGGAGCAGCUGCUGCAGGAGGCGGUCCUUGACGUCCGGCCGCAGUCCAGCCGGUUCCUCCCACCCGGCACGAGGGUCUGCGCCUACUGGAGCCCGAAGUCCCGCUGCCUGUACCCUGGCAACGUGGUCCGAGGCACCUCGAGCGGCGAGGAGGAGGACCUGGACUCCGUGCUGGUGGAGUUUGACGACGGGGACACGGGCCACAUCGCCGUCUCCAACAUCAGGCUGCUGCCCCCCGACUUCAAGAUCCAGUGCACGGAGCCCUCGCCGGCCCUGCUGGUGCCCACCGGCUGCCGCAGGACCAAGAAGGCGUCCUGCCAGGCCGCCCCGCCCAGCGAGCCCGCCGCCCCCAGCCGGUCCCCCAAGGCGCACGAGGGCCCCGACACCGCCAAGGUCGCCGGGAAGAAGUCCGUCAGCAGAGACAGAGCUGGCAAAGCGGAGCUCCUCGCCACGGGCGCCAAGGCCGGCGCGGGGCCCCCGGACUCCUUCCCGGGCCGCCGGGCCGGCCCGCUGCUGAGCUGGUCCGCGGUGGCGCAGACCCGGCGGAAGGCGGCAGCGGCCAAGGCCCCGGGGCUGCUGCAGAACCUCUUCCCCGGCGGCGGCGGCGGCGGCGGCGGCGGCGCCAGGCGGCUGCGGGCCCGCGAGGCGCUCUUCCCGGUGCACGGCGUGCCCGCGCCCGUGUUCGGCAACGGCUUCCGCGCCGACUCCUUCAGCAGCCUGGCCAGCUCCUACGUGCCCUUCGUGGGCGGGGCGGGGCCGGGGCUGCCGGGCGGCGCCCACCGGCUGCUGCGGGCCAAGAGGGCCGAGCGGGCCGAGGGCGGGCGGCGGCGGGCGGGCGGCGAGUUCCUGGUGAAGCUGGACCACGAGGGCGUGACCUCCCCCAAGAACAAGAACUGCCGGGCCGUGCUCCUGGGCGACAAGGACCUGGGCCCCAAGCUGGGGCGGCCGCUGCCCGUCGCCGGCUACGCGCACCCCGCCCUUGCGGGCAAGGACCGGAAGGGCCGGGCGCCCGCGGCCCCGCUGCCCGUGGGGCUGGCGCUGCGCAAGCUGGCGGGCCAGGCCGAGUUCCCGCUGCCCUGCGACAGCGACUGCCACAGCUCCUGCUCCGACGAGGACGACGGGCCCAGGCUGGCGCCCGGCCUGCCCGCCCGCUUCCUGGCCCGCCUGUCCGUGUCCUCCUCCUCCUCCGGCUCCUCCACUUCCUCCUCCUCCGGCUCCCUGUCCACCUCCAGCCUCUGCUCCUCGGACGACGAGGGCUCCUCCUUCAGCUCGGACGAGGAGGACCGGGCCCUGCUGCUGCAGACCUGCCUCACCCACCCGGUGCCCGCCCUGCUGGCCCAGCCCGAGGCCCUGCGCGCCAAGGGGGGCGGCCCGCACGCCCACACCCCGCGCUGCUUCCUGUCCCGGGCCGCCGUGGCGGGCGGGGGCCCGGGACCCGGCGGCGGGGGCGGCGGCAAACCCAAGCUCAAGCGCAAGGAGCCCCUGAGCUUCUCCAAAGCCAAAGAGGGACCGCGGAGGCAGCGGCUGCCGUCCGUGGAGAACCGGCCAAAGAUCUCCGCCUUCCUGCCGGCCCGGCAGCUCUGGAAGUGGUCGGGGAGCCCCACGCAGCGCCGCGGCGUGAAGGGCAAGGCCCGCAAGCUGUUCUACAAGGCCAUCGUGCGGGGCAAGGAGACGCUGCGGGUGGGCGACUGUGCCGUGUUCCUGUCGGCCGGCCGCCCCAACCUGCCCUACAUCGGCCGCAUCGAGAGCCUGUGGGAGUCCUGGGGCAGCAACAUGGUGGUCAAGGUCAAGUGGUUCUACCACCCCGAGGAGACCAAGCUGGGCAAGCGGCACAGCGACGGGAAGAACGCGCUGUACCAGUCCUGCCACGAGGACGAGAACGACGUGCAGACCAUCUCCCACAAGUGCCAGGUGGUGGGGCGCGAGCAGUACGAGCAGAUGGCGCGGAGCCGCAAGUGCCAGGACCGGCGGGACCUCUACUACCUGGCGGGCACCUACGACCCCGCCACGGGGCGCCUGGUGACGGCCGACGGCGUGCCCAUCCUGUGCUGA